Molecule: messenger RNA, 984 nt
Organism: Metarhizium brunneum ARSEF 3297
Lineage: Eukaryota; Fungi; Ascomycota; Sordariomycetes; Hypocreales; Clavicipitaceae
Source: RefSeq, a predicted model, not a curated record
AUGCGUGGACCCGUCUCAUUCGUUGCCGUGCUCUCAGCACUUGCCACGCUUGGUUCUGCACUCCCACAAUUGGACAUGGUGCCUCGAGCAGCAGCUACUACUCCUGUUAAGCCCAAGUAUUCCGUGGUACCUCUUGAGCCUGGCGAUGAUGAUCCACAAAGCGGCAACGGUGGCAAUGGCGAAAAUAGCUCCAAGGGCAGUGACGUGACCAAGACGGUCGUCGAGACCGAAGAUCCUGUUACUCACACAGUCACGAAAACUGGCCAACCUGUUACUGUCACGCACCCGGCUCCUACCACCAUCUCAAUAAUUCCCAUUGGAGGCAACCCAGAUGUUACAAUAACUGUGACUGCUGAAGUGACACCCACUGUUGCAUCAACGACGGCCUCAAUUGCCACCCCUGCGACGACGAGCUCAGUGAUUGCUCCUACAACCACUUCAGUUUCCGAUUCAACAACGACUUCAGUUUCUGAUUCAACAGCGACUCCAGUUUCUGGUCCAACAACGACUCCGGUUUCUGAUCCAACAACAGCAACACUUACUACCACCUCCACUCAGGCCAACUCUACAGCAGCAACACCCAUAUCGCCCAUUAGUUCCACAACAUCCAUCGUCGUCACCCCAACAUCUCCCACGGAUACAAUCCCCUCGAUCCCCUCUGCGACGCCGCCUGCACCAAUGUCAACAACACCUUGGUCUGUUCCAAGCUCCAACCACACAACAACCACAUCAAAUCCAUUUUCAGAAACCACCAACACAGCCGUACGCGCAACGACUCUUCUUGGAACCGGAAGUAGACCGGAACUGUCCGCCACGACUCCUGCGCCCAUAGCGACUACCACCUGGAUCCCCACCACUUUGAGCACUGUCUUCCUCACGCCCUCAUCCUCAUCAACCUCAACAAAUACGUAUGACGAUGGCAAGUGGCACACAACAUACCCAGCUUGGAAUGACACCGCUACGCAUCGGUUCCGACGUUUUUAA